Hypoxylon trugodes is the source of this 690-nucleotide messenger RNA. RefSeq lists its product as uncharacterized. The transcript has 2 exons. Bases 1 to 690 code for a protein of 229 amino acids. Lineage: Eukaryota; Fungi; Ascomycota; Sordariomycetes; Xylariales; Hypoxylaceae. The record is from RefSeq and is a predicted model, not a curated record.
AUGAGCUCUCCUAAGGACGUUAAGUCGGACCGCGCCGACUCUCCUUGCGACUUGCAGGAGCCAUCGACGCCCCCCACCGACAUUAUCGCUCCUCGCUCUACUAGUGCGCCCGUCCACUACACCGAACGAUCCACCUACGUCACCCCCAGCCGUGUCAACAACUGGGCCCUCGCGAUUUCCCAGGAUCAGCGCGGAAUCAUCUUGUCGCCCAGUUUCGCUUCCAGCGGUGACAGCAGCCCUCUUGACCAUUCGCCUAUUGACUGUGUUGGCUAUCGCCGAGAGGCCGGUGAUCACAUUUCCAUGAUGGCGGCGGUUAAUCAGAGCAUCAAUCGCCUUGCCGUCGCCGAUUGGUCUGGAACUACCACCCCUCUCCUGGGUCAGAGCCCUAUUGCGACCCCCGUCAGUGAGGCAGACACCGUCCAGCACCACUACCUCCCUAGUCCCACCGUUCACGCUAUUCCCUUCUCCUCUUCAGAGGAACGCUCGCUGUCUUCUUACGAGCCUAACCGAAGCGGCCAGCACCGUCACUACGGUUCCUUCCCUGAGUUCGAGUACACUCAUCAUCAGCGCCACCAUCACUCAGUCUUGGACCACUAUUCCGACGUCCAGAUGUACUUCCUCGUGGCUAUCCUGCUCAUGACAGUCCUGGUCCUCAUGUACAUCAUCGUCGAGCUCGUCAAGCAGCGCUAA